GCGGGUGAUUUGUUGCAGGGGAUCCGUUCACUAAACUCCCCGCGCUGCGCUUGUGGCCACAAGAUGAUCGUCAGGCUCUUGAGGCUCGCAUUAUCCAGCUUACCGGCAGCCCUGUCAGAUGCAGUUCUGACAGACUGGGAGCAGAAGGUGGUCUCCCAUGUUGAAGUGGUGGCACAGGAGUUGUCAGAGGCGGCAGUGCCAAAACUCUUGGCAAAGCUCGACUCCACAUCUUUCCGAGAAUAUCUCGACCAAUGCUGCCCAUCUGUAUCGCGGCUCUCUUCGCAAGAGCUUUUGGAACAACUUACCAGACAUUUGGAGGCUGCAGAAGUGGUUUCUGGCUUCCCCGCUGUGAUAGAUCCUGCGCAGAUGUACCCAGACUCUGCUGGCAUGUCGGUGGAUUACCUCAAUGGAUCUUUUUUCCUGAAUGACUGGCAAGCUGUGCUCCUUCACAGUCGUGACCCUGCAGCUGUUUGGCGGAAUGCCUCGAUGCAAUUUGAGGACGUUUCCUGUGACAUGGAAAAGCAAGUUGUGUCAGUUGGAAUUUGGCCUCGGGGCUGCAAUGACCAGCGCGUCGUGCAGAAUUUCACAAUGGGGGCUUGCUACAGCCCUGUCAAGACAAUGGUGCAAUCCUACAAGUGUGACGGAGCAGGCAAUGCAACUCGUUUGGUAUGGCUGGUGAAUGGAAAUGACACACAGCGUGAGUGGACGCUCAACGAGACAGUCCCAUGCCCACAUACGGAUCCAAUUGAUGCAGAGACUGUGAAAGCAGACGGCCAAUGUCAUGGCUCUGCCAUUCAAAACAGCACGCAAGGGUGGGUAAUGCAAGAUCAAGCUGAGGUAUCCGAGUACGGCUUAAAGCCUUUUCAGAAGCAAGGAGCACCAAGUUCCUUGGAUGAGGCCGCAGAACGGCCUGUUUAUUCAUUGAUGAACAACAACCUCAUCGACCAGGGGAGUCCUAUCUACGGAGAUGUUUCUGCAGUUUUUUCCUCGAAGUACAUCCACGGCGGCGCUUUAUUGUCUGCAGUGGAUACUGGCUUCGUCGAGACAUGCUGUCUCGAAAAAAGGAGUUGCUUUCCGUGGGCCCCGCAGCAUGACUGCAAAGCCGUGAGCCCAUUUAAGCAGCUCGGCACCAUGAAGCACAACAAGCAUUUGUUUCUGAUCAAUGAGGACUUUUGGGGGCCAGCAUCAACGCUAAGAAGUAUUUUCAGGAGGAUGGAAGGGGAUUGGGGAGCCCAGCCCCUGCCUGGGACCAAUUUCCUGAACUACUUUGAAGCUGCAGUACUAGGUCAGUUAAAGGCGCCGGCUUCGGUGGCCGGCCUCAAAGAUUGGCAGCCAAUGAUCCAGAGAAAGUUUGUUGCUGGAGUUGGUGGAAAGGACGUUUGUGGUACAACAUUGAGUGAACCAGGUGAGAUUCUUCAUUGGAGCGUUCCCAACACUCUUCGGGACAGAUUUGGGCUUACGCCUUCAACAGUGGGCGAGGAAGAGCGGCAAGGUUUUGGUUUGGGCGCUUGGUCCGAACAACCAGCCUUUUGCCACCAGGCCUUCAGCUAGUGCCCCAGCUUUCAACUUCGAUUUGAUGAC
Durusdinium trenchii is the source of this 1581-nucleotide messenger RNA. NCBI's taxonomy places the organism in Eukaryota, Dinophyceae, Suessiales, Symbiodiniaceae. The record is from the annotation of a GenBank genome assembly.